CCCUGGUGUGAGAAAGAAGAUCAUUCCUCAGGGAAAGAAACGUGAAAGUUUGCUGAUUAGUAGCAAAGGAGCAGAGACUGCACUUCUUCACCCACACUUGAGAGCCAUGGCCACUUGGAAAUCCUACAUUGACCACCUGAUGGCUGAUGGGACAUGCCAGGAUGCUGCCAUUGUUGGUUACAAGGAUGUUCCUUCUGUGUGGGCUGCUGUCCCUGGCAAGAUCUUUGUGGGCAUCUCUCCUGUGGAGAUGAAUGUGUUACUGGGGAAGGAUCGCUCUCUGCUAUUAGUCAAUGGACUGACGCUGGGAGGCCAGAAGUGCUCAGUGAUCAGAGACAAUCUGAUGGAUGGAGAGUUCACCAUAGAUCUGAGAACAAAGAGCAUUAAAGGAGAACCCACUUUCAACAUUACAGUCUCCCAAACAGCCAGAACUUUGGUUGUGCUAAUGGGCAAAGAAGGAACCUCUGGAGGAAAUGUUAACAUGAAAUGUUUUAAGAUGGCUUGCUACUUAAGAAGUGCAGGGUAUUGAUGCUCCAGCUGUCCACUGUGGUUCUACUGAUGAAGAGAAUGCAACCCUUAUCUUGCACAAAGGAAAAUAGAUCUUUCUGCUGCGAACUCUUGCUUUACCAGUUGGCUUUUCAAAACUAGUGUGUAAUAUGAAAAUGGGAAAAAUUAAAAUAAAUGCUAUGGUGGCUUGUUACAAAGGGGGAAGAGAUGAGUAGUGUUUCCCAAACUAGUGGGGUCACAAAUGUAAUAGCUAGAGCUGGCUGGCUUCUCAGAUCCAAACACCUUGAGACGAUGAAUCAGGUUCAUUCAAGCAAACUUUUGGUCAAAUUGCAGGGAGGUUCUAUUAGAAGUCUGCCUGGUUCCCUUCCAGCUUGCCUCAUGGGC
Caretta caretta (loggerhead turtle) is the source of this 888-nucleotide messenger RNA. RefSeq names its product profilin-1-like. The record is from RefSeq and is a predicted model, not a curated record. Gene Ontology annotation, cellular component: cytoplasm. Gene Ontology annotation, molecular function: actin binding. Gene Ontology annotation, biological process: positive regulation of actin filament bundle assembly; actin cytoskeleton organization; regulation of actin filament polymerization. Lineage: Eukaryota; Metazoa; Chordata; Testudines; Cheloniidae.